This is a messenger RNA of Nymphaea colorata (pocket water lily), 3743 nucleotides long. Its product is annotated as putative transcription elongation factor SPT5 homolog 1. Gene Ontology annotation, biological process: regulation of transcription by RNA polymerase II; transcription elongation-coupled chromatin remodeling; transcription elongation by RNA polymerase II. Gene Ontology annotation, cellular component: DSIF complex. Bases 133 to 3246 code for a protein of 1037 amino acids. The record is from RefSeq and is a predicted model, not a curated record. The transcript is spliced from 22 exons. Gene Ontology annotation, molecular function: mRNA binding. Lineage: Eukaryota; Viridiplantae; Streptophyta; Magnoliopsida; Nymphaeales; Nymphaeaceae.
CUCUCUCUCUCUGCGCUAUAAAUUUUUCCAGACUCGCUCUCUGCGCUCGGUCAUCGUCUCUGAGACUAACCUUCUGUUUCUCUCGCUUACUCGCUCUGUAGCUUGUUCUAGCGCUAGGGCAUCGGAGGGAGGAUGGCGAGGCGUUAUGACGACGACGAAGAAGAGGAAGAGCUGGAGGAGGAGGAAGAAGAAGUAGCGGAGGAGGAUGAUGAGGACUAUGAGGAGCUGGAUGAGGAAGGCGACGGAAAGAGGAAAAGGAAGUACAGGAGAUCUGAAUUCAUCGACGAUGUUGCCGAGGAGGACGAUGAUGAGGAAGAGGAGGAGGACGAACGGCCGCGCAAGCGGAAGAGCCGCCCGGCGUCGCAGUUCUUCGACGAUAUCGCAGCCGUUGCCAGUGACGACGAUGAGGAGGAGGAAGAAGGGGAGGAAGAUUUUAUCAAUGAUGUGGGAACUGAUUUGCCUGAAGAAGAAGGAAGAGCAAUGCACCGUCGCCCUUUUCUACCAAGGGAGGAUGAACAAGAUGUUGAAGAUCUUGAAAGAUUAAUUCAGGAAAAAUAUGGUCGUUCUGCUCAGUCUGAAUAUGAUGAAGAAACAACAGAUGUCGAGCAGCAGGCUCUCUUACCGUCAGUCAAGGAUCCAAAACUGUGGAUGGUUAAAUGCGCUAUUGGUCAUGAACGGGAGGUAGCUGUUUGCCUUAUGCAAAAGUAUCUUGAUUUACAGUCUCAAGGAAAUGACUUGCAGAUAAGAUCAGUGAUUGCCUUAGAUCAUCUUAAAAAUUACAUCUAUGUAGAAGCUGAUAGAGAAGCACAUGUCAAGGAAGCGAUCAAAGGGCUUCGUAACAUAUUUUCCAGUUCCAAAGUGAUGCUUGUUCCAAUAAAAGAAAUGACCGAUGUACUUUCUGUUGAAAGUAAAUCUGUUGAGCUGUCAAAGGACAAAUGGGUCCGUGUUAAACUUGGAACUUACAAAGGGGACCUAGCAAAGGUUGUUGAUGUGGACAAUGUACGCCAGAGAGUUACCAUUAAGCUUUUACCUAGGAUUGAUUUACAGGCUUUGGCCAACAAAUUGGAAGGCAAAGAAGUUGGGAAGAAAAAGACGUUUGUUCCACCUCCACGUCGCAUCAAUAUGCGUGAAAUUAGGGAGAUGAACUUUCCUGUUGAGCGCAAAUGGGAUCCAGUUACUGGCUUGCAUUUCGAGACAGUUGACAAUAAUAUGAUUAAAGAUGGUUAUCUUUACAAAGUUGUAUCAGUUAAGUCAAUUACUUCUCAGAUCAGCCAGCCUACUUUGGAUGAGCUGGAGAAAUUUGGAAAGUCUGGAGAUGAUGCAAGUGGUGACAUGGCUAGCUUGUCUAGCUUAUUCGCAAACAGGAAAAAAGGUCAUUUUGUGAAAGGUGAUGCAGUUGUUGUUGUUCAAGGAGAUUUAAUAAAUUUGAAGGGACGGGUUGAGAAAGUAGAGGAAGAUAAUGUCCACAUAAGAGCAAAUAUAGCUGGAUUGCCAGAAACAUUAUGCCUCAAGGAGAGAGAGCUCUGUAAGUAUUUUGAGCCUGGUGAUCAUGUAAAAGUGGUGACAGGUGCUCAUGAAGGGGCUACUGGUAUGGUGAUCAAAACUGAAGGACAUAAUAUUAUUAUCAUAUCAGACACAACAAAGGAGGAUAUAAAAGUGUUUUCAGACCAUGUUGUUGCAAGCUCAGAAGUGACUUCAGGCCUCACUAAACUUGGAAAUUAUGAGCUCCAUGAUCUUGUUCUACUAGAUGACAAAAACUUUGGUGUGAUUAUACGUGUGGAAAGUGAAGCAUUCCAUGUUCUCAAAGGGAUACCGGACCGGGCUGAGGUAGUUCUUAUUCGAUUGAGGGAAAUAAAAGAUAAAAUUGAAAAGCGGAUGAAUGCUCAGGAUAAGGCAAUGAACACAGUUUCUCCAAAAGAUGUUGUUAGGAUCUGUGAUGGUCCAUGUCGUGGGAAGCAAGGUCCGGUUGAGCAUAUAUAUAAAGGAGUCCUUUUUAUACAUGACCGACAUCAUCUUGAAAAUGCUGGUUAUAUUUGUGUUAAGUCCCAGUCGUGUGUUCUAGUUGGCGGAUCACGUGGAGGCAUUGACAUGAAUGGGAAAAAUCAUGUGGUGAGCAGAUUUAAUAGUCUGAGAGCUUCUCCCAAUGUCCUGCAGUCUCCAAGGAGGCCACCAAGAGGACCUUCUGCAGAUUUUGGUGGUGGAAGAAACCGAGGUGGGAGAGGGAGACCUGACUCCCUAAUAGGCACCACUGUCAAGAUCCACAAAGGUCCCUAUAAAGGAUACCGUGGACGUGUUAAAGAUGUUCAUGGAACUUCCGUGCGGGUUGAACUGGACUCUAUAAUGAAAGUUGUUUCAGUUGACCGUGAUCAGAUUUCUGAUACCGCGGCUGUUGCAACACCAUACCGUGAUUCACAUCGUUAUGGAUUGGGAAGUGAGACACCUAUGCAUCCUUCACGGACACCAAUGCAUCCAACUAUGACACCCAUGCGGGACCCCGGAGCAACACCCAUACAUGAUGGCAUGCGGACACCGAUGCGCGACCGUGCUUGGAAUCCUUAUGCACCAAUGAGUCCUGCAAGGGACAACUGGGAAGAUGGAAAUCCAGGAUCUUGGGGAAGUGCUGCUAGCCCUCGCUAUCAGCCAGGAACUCCUGCACGACCUUACGAAGCACCGACUCCUGGUUCAGGUUGGGCGCCUACUCCAGCUGCUAAUUUUGCUGAAGCUGGGACGCCAAGAGAAAGCACCUCUGCUUAUGCAAAUGCACCAAGCCCGUACUUGCCAUCCACUCCUGGUGGGCAGCCGAUGACUCCCAGUUCUGCAGCAUAUCUUCCAGGCACUCCUGGUGGACAGCCAAUGACACCUGGAAACGUUGGAUUGGAUAUGAUGUCUCCUGCAAUAGGUGGAGAAGGAGAAGGACAGUGGUUUUUGCCUGACAUAUUAGUAAAUGUUCGGAAAUCUGGGGAUGAUCCUCAAAUUGGAGUUGUGAGGGAGGUGCUCAUGGACGGAUCUUGCAAAGUUUCUUUAGGGGCAUCUGGUAACAGAGAGAUGGUGACUGCUCAUCCAACAGAUCUAGAGAUUAUUGUGCCAAAGAAGAAUGACAGAAUAAAGAUAAUGAGUGGUUCACAGCGUGGAGUCACUGGAAAGCUUAUUGGUAUUGAUGGAACUGAUGGAAUCGUGAAAGUGGAUGACACGCUUGACAUCAAGAUUUUGGAUAUGGUUAUUCUUGCCAAGUUGGCGCCACAGUAAUAAGCAGUAUACUAAUGUUCAUUAGCCUCUCUCUCUCUCGCCCGUGUAUAUAUAAAGGGACACCCUAACGGAGUUAUUGCAAGGUUGCGUUCUGUUAUGGAGGAACAAAUUUUAGGGGCACAGAAGGCACCCGAAGAUGAUAGGGUGGGCGAGGCUGGAGGAUGUGAUGCUUUGUUUUUUUUUUUUUUUUCAGAAUUAUUGUAUUUUAGUAGUUGUAUGCUAAUUUGUUGAGCAAUUCACCUCGACGGUGGUUUUGUGUACUUAACUGCGCAAAAUGAGAGUUUCUUUUGCUUACAAUGGACGUAGCAUCUGUUUUUUGGUGUUUCCCGUCAUCGUCACGAGGUUAGCCUCAACAGUCCUGCCGGCUUGUAUACGCCUAAUAGGGGUGGCACUUGGCCUUCUGGGAGCCGUUCUGUAUAAAUUGUUUCAGUUAAUAUCCAAAUUUUCCGGUCUGAAGGGUGCUUCUUGGGCCUCUCUUUCCGGUGCUUGCAUCCCCA